GAAGAAACAACACUACUUACAUCUUGGAGUACAUUGUUGAAGUGCAGCAUCCUAAAGUAAUUUGUAAAAAUUCAGUUUUAAAUGCAGCAAUUUACAUUUUAGAAGAAACAACACUACUUACGUCUUGGAGUACAUCUUUGCUUCCCCCCUGUGAUGUCCCCAGAGAGAACCGGUUUAACGAGCAGCUGGAUGAGAACAGAGACGCUCUGGACCGCCUUGAGAACGACGUCAGGAAUCUGGGAGGGGACUUGUCCGAGAUCAACAACAUGGUGUGUGGUGGCCAGGGUGACCCCUGCUCUAGUCUGUGUGGGGGCGGCGGCUGCGGUAUGUGCGGGGGCACUGGAUGUAACGGAGCGGUCACCAUCGCACAGACCGCCUUCUCCCUGGCACAGCGGGCUGAGGACCUGCUUAAGGCCAAGACGGCCAAUGCCACUGACGUUCUGAUCCCCAGGAUCCAAGAAGCCAAACGUGACGCUAUGGGAGCCAAGGCUGAUGCCCAGUCUGCAUUUGAUGAAGCUUCCAAGGCCAAGAACAUGACGGAGAGCACCAAGGCUGACCUGAAGGCUCUCCUCACCAACAUCAGGGACUUCUUGAUUGGCAACGAAACUGCCACACCAGAAGAUAUUGAGAAGAUUGCAGAAGAGGUCUUGAACAUGCAGAUCCCCAUGAAUCCCGACAAGAUCCGAGAGCUUGCAGAGAAAAUCAACAGAGCCGUUGAGUCUCUGACAGACAUUGACAAGAUUCUGGCGGACACAAAGGGCAGCAGGGACAUUGCAGAAGAGCUGAAGAGACAAGCUGAGAGUGCUUCAGCGGAUGCUCAGGACAUUCGCAACACAGCCCAGGAUGUGAGGGAUGCCCUGGACGAGGCCAAGAGAGUUCAGGCCAGCGCUGCUAAAGCCAUAGAGAUGGCCACCCAGGAUAUUCAGGAUGCUGAGGAUGAUUUCAACACU
Molecule: messenger RNA, 950 nt
Organism: Aplysia californica (California sea hare)
Lineage: Eukaryota; Metazoa; Mollusca; Gastropoda; Aplysiida; Aplysiidae
Product: laminin subunit beta-1
Exons: 5
Source: RefSeq, a predicted model, not a curated record